Protopolystoma xenopodis is the source of this 408-nucleotide messenger RNA. The record is from the annotation of a GenBank genome assembly. NCBI's taxonomy places the organism in Eukaryota, Metazoa, Platyhelminthes, Monogenea, Polystomatidea, Polystomatidae.
AUGAGAGCACUUCGGCAUAGGACUGGCCAAUGUGGGGAACAGAUAUUCAUAUCAAUUCACCAGCGAGUUGGAUGGCUGCGAGCCAGGGGAGCACACAAAACUGCCCAGGCAGCCCGGCUUGUGUUCAGCAAGACUCGUAUUGUUUUGGCCCCGGGAAAUACACAAGCCGCCUGUCGAGCUCGUCGCGCAAAAUGGGCCGGCAUCUGUCCCUCCGACGCAUCCUAUAAAGUGAGAUUCCACGAGGAAGCUGAGAUGAGAAUCCAAGCUUUCCAAUAUUGCUGGUAUUGCUUGGAUCUCUUCUGCUUCUUGCCGAUACGUGCCGCAAACAAGGAAGACGUCACAGUGGAAAGAUCGAAUUGCAAAACCAAUCAACCUUGCCCGUGGGACCAGUGGGAAAAGCUGGAAUGA